AUGGAUGGCUCUGACUAUGUUGUGGUUGAUGGUGUUGGUGACUUAGUGGGUGAUGCUGUGACAUUCUCAAGCACAGGACUGGUAGCUAUGGUGGUAGCCGUGGUGAUAUUGGUUGACUCCAAGAACGACUCGUCACUGACGCUCCAAAGCAACAGCAGCAUGCUGUUGAAAUUCCACCAGAACGUACACCGCUUCCACCAAAGUCAAAGUAACAAUUCCAUAGAGAAACACUUUCAUGGUUCCGAUUAUCCAGAUUGCAGUAGUAGCUUCCGGUUCUGUUUGUUUGAUGUGCGUGAAAUUGCUGGUCGGAGAUUGUGCCAGAGGAAGGAUGCAGCGAGCUGGCUGGUGCUACGAUCGAACUGGUGCUGA
Molecule: messenger RNA, 369 nt
Organism: Seminavis robusta
Lineage: Eukaryota; Bacillariophyta; Bacillariophyceae; Naviculales; Naviculaceae
Source: the annotation of a GenBank genome assembly